GGUAUUUAAUCAUGAAUAUUACUUCUUGUGUGUAGCUCAGCAAUUGGAGAAUGCGGCAUAUAUCACUUUCAACAACAGAUUCAGGUCAAGAUGCCUUGGCAGAGAAAUACCCAUAACGCUUGUGUCACGGAUGGGAUACACUACAUGACGCCUACGAUGUCUAUUUAUAUCUUUACAAAUGGCGUCUGAUCCACCCGAGCCAUACCUCACAGGGAGAACAUCAGCCCUAAAAGUGGAGGAGAUUGUACACAUUCUGAGGAUUCCAGAUGAGAGCAAGGUCAUCCAGACAGCGCCCGCCACACCCCAGGGAGGGGAGGUGUACCUCUACAAGAUAACCUCGUGUAUAAGAGAAGAUAUCUGGAAGGACGACAGAUAUCACUUCAGGAGUGAUGGAACCCGGAAGCAGCCUGCUUCAAGUCCACUCAUAGUGAAGCAGUACCACAAGGCUUACACCAAGGACAAGAUGACAACAAGGGCUUUUGUAAGGGAAGCAUCCUAUCUGUACAGCCAGCCUGUGAAAUACGUCCUUGUGCAGUACAUCGGGGACCACACGCAGGCACAAGCAGCUCCUCAACGUAAGCGGUGUGGUCGACAACCACGUCAUUCCCAUGGUUCCCCUAAAUAUAUGAACGUUGAGUCAACUAAAGGAACUAUGCAGUCGGGUGUUUCGGGAAACACCGAUGCCACCCUGGAACUUGAAGGUCGUUCAUCACCAAAGGAACUUGAGGGAAAAGGAAAUUUAAAUACCGUAACGGUUUCAAGUGUUAUAUGGAAUGAUGCCAACCCCAGAAUACGAACUGUGUCGCGGACAUCUGUCCAUGAAACAGGUAACGAUCAUGACACAAACAAGAAACGCUGCAGGACUAUAGAUAAUAUAUGUGAUGAUGAUGACAUUGAAUAUUUGGUUUCAACAUCAGGCUCCUCGGUCAAGAAACCCCGUUUACUGUCUCGAGCAGGAAGUGACAACACAGUUGUAAGCUAUGGCACUACCACUGACUAUGCUUAUCUGUACAGAUUUCUGGAAAGAGUAGAAAAGAACCGGGAUGUGAUAAAGGUCGUACAACGAAUCCUGGCAUUAUCUAGGUUCUGGAACAAGGAUGCUACCAACAGAAGCAAUCCUUGCUGGACACUCAUAGAAGAGGUAGAGAAGAAGUGGCCUCAAGAUGCAAUAAAAGCAAGGAACUGGGUAAAAUGUUCUGUGAAUACUGACGGUCUGAGCUUCAACAAAUACCGGUUAGUCUACAUAAAGCUCAUAGCUGCAGUGCUUGUUGGAGCGUGUCAUACCAGGACUGAAGUACAGCACUUUGUGAAAACACUGGAUGAUCAUCCAUCACACCUACAGCAUGUGCAGGACUGUACCCUGUCACGUGACUGUACAUACACAGUUGGCUGCUACACCAUCAGAGGAGAUGUUCUGUCUGGCUUGGAAACCAACGAGUGGCUGACCGAUGAAAUCAUGGACACCUACCUGCACCUUCUGGAAAGAGAGUGGUGUUCCCGUGUCAGCUUCCACUGCUUGGUGCUGCCUACAGAGACAGUGAUAUUGUGGGAGGCAGGCCGGUACACAGAGAGGAUAAGGGGGAAAGAUGAGAAUUUGGCAAACUACACGUGGAUCUUGAUGCCAGUGAACAUGCCACAUAAUCAACACUGGGUGCUUCUGGUGGCUAAUGUCAAGGAUGGAACAGUGGGGGUAGUCAAUUCUAAACCAGCUUUAGAUGUGGAGGACUCAGUUGUGACACACUGA
Molecule: messenger RNA, 1744 nt
Organism: Haliotis rubra (blacklip abalone)
Lineage: Eukaryota; Metazoa; Mollusca; Gastropoda; Lepetellida; Haliotidae
Exons: 4
Coding region: 179-1744 (521 amino acids)
Biological process (GO): proteolysis
Molecular function (GO): cysteine-type peptidase activity
Source: RefSeq, a predicted model, not a curated record